CUCACCUCCCAAAUUGAAAUCCUCCUCCCUCCCCGCCUAGGGUUCCGCUUCCUCCCCCGUCCGAGCACCACUCAAGCGGCGGCAGCAGCGGUGGCAGCCUGGAAGCAGUCCCAUCUCGUCGCCCUAGACUUCCCUGCCGCCGCACGUCUCAGUUUCUUGUUCGCCCGCUCUCCUGCCGGUCCGCCCAUCGCCUGAGGUUCUUACGGUGCCACGGAGUUGGCAACUGCAAGGAGUGAUAUUGUGGUACAACACUAGUUCUAAUUGAAGUAAUAAGGCGGGGGUGAAACUGUCUGCUACCAUUGCUUCCAUGGCAACUAAUGAGAACCUCCCGCCAAAUGUCAUCAAGCAAUUGGCUAAAGAACUGAAGAACCUUGAUGAGUCACCUCCAGAAGGGAUUAAUGUGAUUGUCAAUGAUGAUGACUUCACUACUAUUUUUGCUGACAUUGAAGGCCCUGCUGGAACUCCAUAUGAGAACGGAGUAUUCAGGAUGAAGCUAUUAUUGUCACGCGAUUUCCCUCAAUCUCCCCCAAAAGGGUUCUUCUUGACUAAAAUUUUCCAUCCUAACAUAGCUACUAGUGGUGAGAUAUGUGUAAACACACUGAAGAAGGAUUGGAAUCCUGGCCUUGGAUUAAGACAUGUUCUUCUGGUUGUGAGAUGCCUUCUGAUUGAACCAUUUCCUGAAUCUGCACUUAAUGAACAAGCUGGGAAGAUGUUACUUGAAAAUUAUGAGGAAUAUGCACGACAUGCAAGGUUAUACACUGGCAUCCAUGCCCUUAAACCUAAGAAUACGUCCAAGACCGGAGCUAUAUCUGAGUCAACCACAGCUCUGAAUGUCGACAAGUCAAGUACUGCCUCUAGCAAGAACACACCAUCGAUGCCACCGGCGGUAUCUACCUCCAGUGCAUCCAGAGCAUUUGGUACGAGUUUGCAGGAUCAGAACCCCACUGUUUCUGAUCCUGCUGUAGGAGCUGCGGCGGCACGAAAGAAGGAUGGCCCAAUGGCUUCCAAAGUUCCUGUGGAUAAGAAAAGGCUGGAUGCGCGGAAGAAGAGCUUGAAGAGAUUAUAGGCGGAACGUCCUGGGAAGAAGAGAGAGGGUUUAGAGUUCAGAAUUUUUAUCGGAAACUCAGCAGAUGCUUAUUUAAGCUGGGAGACAAACAAUUAGGGGAGGAGAGGCAUCUGAUGACCUGGCUUUCGGGAGAAGGGGGUCCGGGGCGGGGCCAAAGGUGAAUAAUGUGAAGCAACUGAGUCCUUCGGGACAACUGUAUGUGCAAUGCCCAAUCAUUUGGAAGAACACUUGCCUAUUUCUUUUUGUUGUCUCUCCUUGUCUGCAUUCAAUCAGCAUGCAUGCCUGCCAUUUGCGAGC
Zea mays is the source of this 1363-nucleotide messenger RNA. RefSeq lists its product as uncharacterized. NCBI's taxonomy places the organism in Eukaryota, Viridiplantae, Streptophyta, Magnoliopsida, Poales, Poaceae. The record is from RefSeq and is marked provisional.